Paraglomus brasilianum is the source of this 1422-nucleotide messenger RNA. The record is from the annotation of a GenBank genome assembly. Lineage: Eukaryota; Fungi; Glomeromycota; Glomeromycetes; Paraglomerales; Paraglomeraceae.
UCUGAGAGCGUUUCAAAUCCCACGACACCUUCCGUCAAAGAAGUGAUUGAUUUCAUUGACUUUGUCAAUGCAUCUCCAUCGCCGUUUCAUGCCGUCGACGAAUCUAGAAAAAGGUUGACAGCUGCAGGAUUCAAAGAAUUAAAAGAGAGGGAUAACUGGUCUGGCCAAAUCGAAAGAAAUGGCAAGUACUUUUUUACUAGAAACACGAGUACGAUCGUUGCUUUUGCGAUUGGAGGUAAAUACGAACCAGGAAAUGGCGUAUCCAUUAUUGGCGCUCAUACGGAUUCUCCGUGUUUAAAGGUCAAACCAAUCUCUAAGAAAGGACGUGCUGGUUAUUUACAAGUUGGCGUAGAAACAUAUGGAGGUGGUCUAUGGCAUACAUGGUUCGAUCGCGACUUGAGUAUUGCUGGGAGAGUCAUGCUCGAUAUUGAUGGAACGUACCAGAAUAAACUCGUUAGAAUUUCAAGGCCGAUUCUAAGAGUCCCAACUCUUGCAAUUCAUCUUGAUCCUGAAGUAUCAAAUGGAUUCAGUUUUAACAAGGAAACACAUUUGACUCCAUUAAUUGCUACUGCCAAAAAGAGACUUGGCGGAGAAGAUACCGAUACUCAGUCAGGAAAGCAUCAUCCAGAAUUGCUUCAUACUAUUGCUCAAGAACUAAAUGUUGAUGCAUCCAAGAUUAUGGACUUUGAACUUUGUCUCUAUGAUACCCAACCGCCAACAAUUGGAGGUGUCAACAAUGAAUUUAUAUUCUCAGCCAGGUUGGACAAUCUUAUGAUGUCUUAUACUGCAUUGACAGCACUUAUAAAUACAACACAUUGUUCCCCCACUUCACUUGAAAAAGACCCAAAUAUCAGACUUGUUGUAUUAUUUGACAAUGAAGAAGUGGGAAGUGUUAGUGCACAUGGAGCUGCUUCCAGCCUAUUAGAGUAUACAAUCAGGAGACUGGUUCUCACCAACGUGGGCGGGCGAAAGGAUGUUUCCAAGACUGUAUUCGAGGAAACAAUUCACAAAAGCUUCCUGAUUAGUGCUGAUAUGUCUCACGCGGUUCAUCCCAACUACUCUGAGAAACACGAGGAAAACCAUAAACCGCAUAUGCAUGGAGGUGUUGUAGUCAAGAUUAAUGCUAAUCAGAGAUAUGCAACGACUGCAGCGACAAUAGUAAUUUUACGUCAAGCAGCCAAGAAAAGUAAUGUUCCUCUUCAGGAGUAUGUAGUCAGGGCUGAUGGUCGGUGUGGAUCAACUAUUGGCCCGGUACUCAGUUCAAACCUUGGUUUGCGUACUAUCGAUGUCGGGAAUCCGCAAUUGAGCAUGCACUCUAUUCGAGAGACAGCUGGCACUGAUGACGUUGCUCAUGCUAUUCGCUUGUUUGAGAGCUUUUUCGAACAUUAUCCCGAAAUCGAUGCCAAUACUAUAAUCGAUUAG